AUGGCGGCCUUGGGCGUGAGUAUGUUGGAUCAGCAGUUGCAGCAGCAACAACAGAGUGGCAGCGAUAUGACCAUUGUCAAUCGAGGAGACUUGGACAAGUGUAUUUGCACCAUUACACAGAAAAUCGAUGAGCUCAAGAGCCAGAUUUACGAGUCCAUCUCGGCGCACCAUGAUAAGUUUACGGCAACUUUCGAGUCGCAAGAGGAGAUUCAGGACCGUCUUGCCGUCCUGGAUGACCGCAUUGCAACGCUCACCUCCAGCGUGCAAAGCUCACAACUCAAGGAGCUGGUCAGCGAUGUGCGUGAGCAACGCGUGCUGGCUACGCAGCUCAAAACCACCAUACGUACCAUCAAUGCUUUGAAGAGUUUGUCACAGGUUGAUAAUCAGCUCAAUCGCUUCGAGGAGCAGAUGGAGCAAGGUCAUCUUUACGAGGCAGCCCUGCUCAGUCAAGCCAUGGACAAAGCAUUGAGCGACGAGAAUGUGGCUGAUGAGCAAAUCUGCAACGCCACCAUAUUUCGCCUUCUCAAGAGCGAAGGCCGAAACCGCCGCGCUCACCUCGCCAGCCAACUGGAUGACAUGUGGCGCCGUGCCAUCGUCUUUCAUCAGACUGACGCGGGAGGCUUGCCAGCAAGCAGCAUUCAUUUGGCCAAGGAGGUUCUUUCUGCCAGCUCCUCUGUGACUGUUUCUCUCUUCGAGGUGUUGCGCGCCUUUGAUGCCCUGGAGGUUUUAGGCAGCAAGCUGGAGCUCCUAGGCUCUUUGUUUGUUCGCGACGUCGUUGCACCUCUUAUGCGCCAUCCCUCGGCUACGCUCAGCAUCAAAUCACAGCAUCAAAGUCUACACUUAACUUGGACGGCUCGUCCAAGUGGUGCUGCUGCCAAAGGCAAACGGUCCGCGGCCGGUCGUGCCAAAAUCCGAGUCAAGGAUAUGACCGACGGCCUGGGUGUGCUCAAGCAAAUCUUUGAGACCUUCCAGCAACAAAUAUUCGCCUCGGCGGGUGGCGAUGCAGACGAAAAGGCGACAGCCCAAAUCACUGCAGCCUUUGGCCUGGCCCUCUAUCGUGCUGGAGCCCCGUGCAUUGUUCAAGACGGCAUUGCAAGCCUUGUGCCCCUUGCUGAUGCGGAAACCUCGGCCUUUGAGGCUCUCAAGGAAGAAGUUGACGCCAUGGAGGCAUCAUUGCAAGACACUUUUGGGCUGCAGACAGAGGAAGUCAGCCAAUUGCGCGACUACGUGCGCGAUCACAUCAACCUGACUGCCAAUCGUCAGCGCAUGGUAUGUACCAGCAAGCACACCGGGUCAUGUGGCCUCGUGUGCUGGUCUUGCGAGGCUCUGCACUGUUUCGGCUCCGUGCGAGACGUUUUUGAUCUGUUUCGAGCGGUUGUGCCUGCACACUCCAAGGCAGCCAUGGAUAGCGUGCCCCAGCCAGCUGUGAUCUUUUACAACGAUUGUAAUUACAUCGCUUACCAUCUGACAGCCAUGUCCCACUUGUACAAGCAAUACUUGCCCACAGAUACCGUUCAAUUGGCAACUUUUGUCGAUCUGGUUCCCGUUUUCCGAUUGAUGGGCGAGCAAUUCUUGACCCGCAUGCUCAACGCGCAACACGAGCAGAUUAUGAGCAGCUUCGACGGUCUCAAUGGAUUUUCAGGCUUGGAGGAGCCGCGCGCCUACGAGAAAGUUGACAAUGCCAUUAGUCAAGCUCUGCAUCAGCUUACGGUGCUUUCAAAGAUUUGGAAGGAACACCGCCAAGGCUUACCAGCGCGAUGGGUGAUGAACAAUGGGCAGGGGCUCAUGACCGCCGAGCUGUACGAGUCGACCAUGGGAGCAUUGGAAAUCAUUGCGUUACGCGAUAUUUCCGUGGAGGAAUCAGAGCUGCUGCAUGACCUGCUGCGCUCGCCUGCCGAUGCCGUGUGCUUACUCUUGGAGGGUGCUGGUCAAGACUUGGCCAGCGCGGUGACUGCAUGGGCUAAGUUUACUCAGCUCCAAGAAAUUUUGAACGCGCGGCUCAGUGAAAUCGCCGAGAAGCAUCAGCGUCACGAAUGGCUCUUCUCGGGUGACGAGCUGCGGAGCUUGGUUCGCGCUCUUUUCUCAGAGUCUGAGAAGCGGACGGCUUUGUUGCAGACAAUCGAGUAGAGAGGCCAUAUGUUCGGUGAAUACGAUGGCCAAAUCUAGUCCAUGUGCCAAUUUCACUGCCAGCCGGCCUACCUUGGAAACAAGAGCCUCUGUUUGUUACACGUGUGUGUGUGUUUGAUGCGCAUUGCUUGCUGUUCAAAGAUAAAAUUUUUGUUCCUUUUUUUUUCUCCAAUACGAUCGUAUCGUUUCCAUCUUUUGUGUUUUCUUCGCUGCCGCCCAUCUGUACAAGAAAAUAGAAUAACAUUGAGC
Monosiga brevicollis MX1 is the source of this 2376-nucleotide messenger RNA. RefSeq lists its product as uncharacterized. The transcript has 16 exons. Gene Ontology annotation, biological process: endoplasmic reticulum to Golgi vesicle-mediated transport; mitotic spindle assembly checkpoint signaling. Gene Ontology annotation, cellular component: RZZ complex. Bases 1 to 2127 code for a protein of 708 amino acids. NCBI's taxonomy places the organism in Eukaryota, Choanoflagellata, Craspedida, Salpingoecidae. The record is from RefSeq and is a predicted model, not a curated record.